This is a messenger RNA of Ostrinia furnacalis (Asian corn borer), 1644 nucleotides long. RefSeq lists its product as uncharacterized. NCBI's taxonomy places the organism in Eukaryota, Metazoa, Arthropoda, Insecta, Lepidoptera, Crambidae. The transcript has 2 exons. The record is from RefSeq and is a predicted model, not a curated record. The coding region runs from base 19 to 1617 and encodes 532 amino acids.
AUAUAUAUAUUUGAUUCAAUGCUAAUUUAUAUACUAAUAUUUCACGCUACUAAUCGGAUAGGCGGCGCAAGUUCUAGCGGCGCCAUGGGCAUCAAAGCAGUGUCACUGUCUGACGUCACAGCUCAUAUUACUCCGACGUCGGUGACGUCACCGGUGUCCACCGCCGCUAAAAUCACGGUCACGUCUGCCAAGUCGCCUCCCUCAGGGGAGGGGGAUGUGGCGUUCCCGGCCGUUCUAAAGGGUUCCCAAAAGCAGAGGGUCCCACCACCCGUCCCUCCCAGAGGCUCCCCUAAAGCAAAACGUGGCGGUGGUAACUCCCAGUCGUCCAGUAUCGACACGAAAGGUGACUAUCCCAAUCUAAGCAUAUCAGUCAGCGAUAUCCCACCUCAAACGCCCAUCACCAGCAGUGAUGACGAUUUCUGCUUCUACGGGCAUGAUUUUAAGUUUAAAGAGCCUGUUGCAUGCCGCAUCCCGCCGUCUGUGUCUGAACAUUCUAUUAAAAUGACGCAGCUAGUUGCGUCCAACUCGUUCUUAGACUUCGUGGAAGAAGGAGACAGCAUCACAGAGAGGUCGCAUCCGGGGAAGGAUUUGAUAGCCCAAACCACUAUGAUGGCGAGGUUCAAUAUAGAUACAACUGUGAGAGAGCACUUGGACUCGGGAGAUUAUCAUGACACAUCGUUUACGGAAUCUAGCAGUGAAGAGAGGAUAAUAGUUUACGAACUCCCAGACCAAGGAACUCACGCUAUAGAAUUAGCUGAAAUCAAAGGCAGACAGUCCAAAAGUCCGACACAGUUCAUCAAGGGUAUGGUUUCUCAUAUUGGUGAUAAAUUGUCAAGAAAAUCGCCCAUUGGUAUCGAAGCGCCUGGUGAAAAACUAAGUGUGCAUAAUGUACGAUCUUCAGACUUAAUUUCAGCGGCAAAAUCGUUGAAGAGGACUCCGCGUUCCGAAAGGAAUUUCAACCCAAGCGAAGAUAGAGAAGUUGAACAAAAAGCCGAUAAAAAUGGUGGAACAAAGCCUGGAAUUAUUUCUGGACUUACCAAAAGAUUAAACUUCAAUCAAUCCAAGAGAGACAAAAAUCGGCCUCAAGAAAUUAAGAAGCCUAAACCCAAAGUUGAGAUCAAGACGUAUACUGAACAGCAUUCGAGAGGAAUGACGAAAGAUGAAGUGAUUUGCCAUAGAAAGGCUAAAAACAAAAUUGAUAUGUUCCAAAAGCACAUUUGGAAAGUACAGUCAGAUUCCGAAAACAGUUCAAGAAGAAGUUCCUUUUCAUCAUCACAGGACAGCAAAAGAUCAGAAAAGACCCCGAAUCUUGGAAGACAUGUGCUUGUUAAAGAAACCAAAAAGCUAUUCGAACCUAUCAAAUACAUUCAUGAAAGUUCCAGCUCUCUAGAUAAGAAGUCAAACUUUUCCCUAAACGUUACAUCUCUCAAUCCGAUUAUUUCGAAAUCGAUAAGUGGAAACGUGCAUGAUAAAAUCAAAAAGUUCUCCGAGACAUCCUUGUCUGACUCCAAAAUGCCUCAGAAAGUGCCAAGGCAGAAAAAGAAAGGCAGUUUCAAGAAACGAUCAGCAAGGAACCGGAUCCUCAAAAUGAGGAAAGAGGUCGAAGAAGUUAUCUAAAAUGAAAAUUAAAAUAUUUUUGCUGAU